Neodiprion fabricii is the source of this 2132-nucleotide messenger RNA. RefSeq names its product nuclear RNA export factor 1-like. Lineage: Eukaryota; Metazoa; Arthropoda; Insecta; Hymenoptera; Diprionidae. Gene Ontology annotation, molecular function: RNA binding; protein binding. The transcript has 10 exons. Bases 86 to 2008 code for a protein of 640 amino acids. The record is from RefSeq and is a predicted model, not a curated record. Gene Ontology annotation, cellular component: cytoplasm; nucleus. Gene Ontology annotation, biological process: poly(A)+ mRNA export from nucleus.
AUUGCUUUAUGCCCAACACGAAAAGUGGAAAAUUUUGCCAGAUACUGUGUUUUCCGAGUGCACAGGGUAAUUGUUUUGAACCAAAAUGCCCAGAAAAAAUAGCAAAGGUCGUGGCUGGAAUAACCAUCAACCACAGCAAAGACGAGAUAACUCCGAAAGAAGACAAUACUACGGUCACGAUGACAGAACGUUAUACUCUGAUCGUGACUCCGCGCCAAGGGUAUCGUUUAAAACGUCAAGGAUUGGCAAAGGAGGUCGAGGCGAAAGGCACAAUAGGGACAGACAAAGAGACUUAGAAGCUGGACUGAGACGACACUUGGACGAUGAUGCCGAGAUGUCUAAUGAAGUCAGGCAAAACCGCAGCCGGUCUGGCGUGGCGUGGAGGGGCAAUGCAAGGGGCAUGGGUCGGCCUAGAACAAGAAGGAAUAGUCCCGUGCCUCCCAGAGGAGUCGAUGAUCACAGAUAUAGGAAUUUACAGGCAGCUCCAGCCAAUUGUUACAAAGUUCAUAUCUCAAAUACCUCUACAUUCAACAAAGAAUAUUUGCUUGACGUUCUAACUUCUUAUUUAACACCUGACACAUUUAUUCCAAUUAUGUACAAAUUUGAAGGUGAUGAUGUCACCUUCUACGUAGACGAAUUUACAAUUGCAAAUAAACUGCUGAAAGCCGACCGUCAAAUCCUAGCCAAUAAUGGAUCCAAAUUGACUAUCAAAGUGAGGCCUUAUUUUCCACCAGCCAAAGUUGACCAGCAAUUCAAAGAUAGAAUUAAAAUUGCUGUUGUAAAACGAUAUGUUGCAGCAAGUGCCCUUGAUUUAUCACAGUUUCACAGAGACAAAGAUCUGUAUCAGGAUAUGUUUUGCGCACUGUUUCAACCCAAAAUAUUGAUGGCAGUGAUAGAUGUAAUAAGUGAGCACACUCCAAACUUGGAAGCACUAAACUUGGAUGGCAAUAAAUUGCAAAAUAUUGACAGACUUGGUACUCAACUGCACACAAAAUUACCGAAUCUGUCGAUAUUACACCUUAGCAAUAAUCGAAUUCGAGAUUUGAAAGCAAUCGAUGGACUGAAGCAAUUAAAGCUGAAAGAACUUCGAUUGUUAGGUAAUCCCUUAUGUGACAAAUACAAACAGUGGCCAGAGGGAUUUAUCAGCGAUAUUCGGAAACGAUUUCCAAAACUCCUAAAAUUGGAUGACAUGAACCUUCCACCUCCAAUUGGAUUUGAGAUAGCAGCAGAUGAAGAUGCAUCAAAACUGCCAGUAUCUCAACGAGUAUUUUCAAUAACUAAUGAAACUCGUCAAGUGGCUGAUGCAUUCCUUCAUCAAUAUUUCCUCAUUUUCGAUAGCAAUAACCGUCAACCGCUGCUCAAUGCAUAUGAUGAACAAGCAUCAUUUAGUUUAACUAUUGCGUGUAAACACGACAAUUUAAACAGGUUCAAAGAGUACCUGCCACACAACAGAAAUUUAUUCAGAGUGAACGAUCAGGAAAGAAGACUAAAAUUAUUGAAGCAAGGCAGAUUAACUAUUGUUUCGUUUUUAUCGGAGAUCCCAAAAACAAAGCAUUGUUUCAACAGCUUUUCCAUGGACAUUAGUCUUUGCUCGGAAGUGGCGAUGAUAGUCAUGAUAACUGGGGUUUUCCAAGAAGUGGAAACUGAUAAAAAACCACUACGUUAUUUCAGCCGAAGCUUGCUCAUAGUUCCCCAGGGAUCGGGGUUUUGUAUUCGCAAUGAACAAUUGCAUAUAAACGAGCCGACAGAUGAACAAAAAAAGCAGGCUCUAACAGAGAUUUCUGCUGACAAUAGUAAUGCAAAAAUAACAGAAUCCAGUGAACCAGUAGUAGCUCAACAAGAUCUGCAUCUGCAAAUGGCUAUGGCUCUUAGCCAACAGUCUGGUAUGAACCUGGAAUGGAGUAGGGAGUGCCUAACCAAAGUGCAAUGGAACUUUGACAUGGCUCUCGCAGCGUUUAAGAAGUUUCAUGAAUUGGGACAAGUUCCUCCGCAAGCAUUUGAGAAAUAAAUUUGCAACAUUCGGUUCAAUGAGACAGCUUAGUUUAACUUAUAUUAAUGAAAAUCUUAUUCCAUUCAAAUCAUACUUGUAUAUACAAUCCGUACGUAUUUCAAUAAAUAUACGUUUUCUAUGA